AUGCGAAAAGUUCGCUCUACAAGUGGAUUAGCGAGAGAGACCCCAGGCAGGCUCACACAACUCGACAACGAAGAGGGUCAAGAGAGCCCAUCUACUCCAAAGGAGGAGGAUGGAAUUGCGCCUACCUUGCUUCCGCUUUCCGAUCUUGAGAACUCUAUCGUUGGAUGGGAGAGUCAAGAUGACCCAAAGAUGCCCUUAAACUUCUCAGCGACCCGGAAGUGGGUAAUUGUAUGGGCGCUGUCGGCCAUUACUUUUAUGUCGCCCUUCUCAUCGUCCGUCCUAGCUCCCGCUAUCGAGUACAUCAGCAAAGACUUCCAUAACUCCAACGCUACGUAUGGUGCAUUCCCAGUCAGCAUUUAUCUGUUGGGUUAUGCCACGGGACCUUUAUUACUCGCCCCCCUUUCUGAGAUCUUUGGCCGUUGCAACGUGCUCACUUAUUCUAAUAUUUUCUUCUGCUUAUGGCAUAUCGGAUGUGCUUUAUCCCCUAGUCUCGCGAUACUGAUAGGAUUUCGAUUCCUGGCUGGUAUUGGAGGUAGCGGCUGCAUGACACUCGGAGGCGCCAUCAUUGGCGACCUAUUCCCCGUCGAGAAGCGCGGCAUGGCUCUCUCUCUGUGGAUGUUGGGACCACUCAUAGGGCCAACAGUAGGCCCAAUAAUAGGUGCUUUCAUUGCCGGAUCUAUUGGAUGGCGUUGGUCGUUUUGGAUCGUGCUGAUCCCGUCUGCUAUUAUUACUUUCAUUUUGGCCAUUUUCCUCCCCGAGACGAACCACAACGUCCUCUUACAACGGAAGGCUAAGCGUUUAAAUAAAGAGCUGAAGCGAACGGACCUUAGGACUUGCUACGAUGCUGGAUCCGGAAAAUCAUCUCAACUAAAUAUCAUGAGAGCUGGUAUGCUGCGGCCACUGAAGAUGCUUGUGUUGACGCCUAUGAUUUUUAUACAGUCUCUAUAUGUAUCUUUCAUCUACGGAUGCGUCUAUUUGAUGUAUAACUCUAUCCCACCGACUUUCGAAACUCGUUACGGAUGGAGUACCGGUAUCUCCGGAUUGGUUUUUAUCUCUAUCGGCGUGGGUUAUAUGGUCGGCCUUUGGAUUUUCUCAGUGAUGUCAGACAGAACAGUAGUCCGCCUGACGAAAGCUAACGGCGGAGCAUUCCAACCGGAGUUCCGCUUAACCAUUAUGAUUUGGUACUCAUUCCUCUGCCCGCUCUCAUUUUUCUGGUACGGAUGGUCAGCUCAGAUGAAGACGCACUGGAUCGUGCCGGUCCUAGGCCUGCUUCCUCUCGGCUUUGGUGUGAUUGGAGUCUUCAUGCCUACACAAGCCUAUAUUAUCGACGCUUAUCCUUCGUACGCUGCGUCGGGGAUAGCUGCCUUCACUGUCUUGCGCAGCGUCAUUGCUGCGUUUCUUCCUCUAUGCGGACCGGCACUGUUUGGUAACCUAGGGGUAGGCUGGGGGAGCUCCGUUCUUGGCUUUGUCAGCGUGGCUAUGAUCCCUAUCCCUAUCAUCAUAUUCAAGUUUGGUGCGCAGCUAAGAGAGAAAUACCCUCUAAGACUUUAA
This is a messenger RNA of Daldinia vernicosa, 1551 nucleotides long. Its product is annotated as MFS general substrate transporter. Gene Ontology annotation, molecular function: transmembrane transporter activity. Gene Ontology annotation, biological process: transmembrane transport. The record is from RefSeq and is a predicted model, not a curated record. The transcript has a single exon. The coding region runs from base 1 to 1551 and encodes 516 amino acids. NCBI's taxonomy places the organism in Eukaryota, Fungi, Ascomycota, Sordariomycetes, Xylariales, Hypoxylaceae.